AUGGCGGAUAUGGAUAUACCAAUGGAUGUUAUGGAUAGUCUUCCAGAUCUCAUUGAGACAGAUGAAACUUUAACAGCCAUGAUAGAAGAUGAUUCAAAAAGUAUAGAUAAAGAAGAGGAAGAAACAAUUGUUACUAGAAAGAAAAAAAAUUCUAAACCUAGUGGUGGUCUUAUUAGUGCUAAUAAAAAAGAAUAUAAAGGAAAAAUUGAUAAAAAAGAGAAAGUAAUUACGGGUGAAGUAAGAAAAAUUCCUGUUCCACCACAUCGCUAUACUCCAUUAAAAGAAAAUUGGAUGAAAAUUUUGACUCCUAUUGUAAAAAAUCUUGAUUUACAAAUUAGAUAUAAUUUAAAAAAUAAAAAUGUAGAAAUUCGUUGUCCAAAUAUGAAUGAAGAAAAUAAAACUAAACUUCAGAAAGGAGCUGAUUUUGUCAAAGCUUUUGUUCUUGGUUUUUCAAUUGAAGAUGCAAUGGCACUUAUACGUUUAGAUCAUUUGUUUUUAGAAUCUUUUGAGGUAAAUGAUGUCAAACCAUUAAAAGGUGAUCAUUUAUCAAGAGCUAUUGGAAGAAUUGCUGGUAAAGAUGGAAGAACAAAAUAUACAAUUGAAAAUGUUACAAAAACAAGAAUUGUUAUUGCAGAUAGUAAAAUACAUUUAUUAGGUUCUUUUCAAAAUUUAGCAGUUGCUAGGCAUGCCAUAUCAAGUUUGAUUAUGGGAACACCACCAAGUAAAGUAUACGGAAAUUUAAGAAAUUUUGCAAGCAGGGCUUUUGACAGAUUAUAA
Strongyloides ratti is the source of this 777-nucleotide messenger RNA. RefSeq names its product RNA-binding protein PNO1. Gene Ontology annotation, cellular component: nucleolus. The coding region runs from base 1 to 777 and encodes 258 amino acids. Gene Ontology annotation, molecular function: RNA binding. The transcript is spliced from 2 exons. The record is from RefSeq and is a predicted model, not a curated record. Lineage: Eukaryota; Metazoa; Nematoda; Chromadorea; Rhabditida; Strongyloididae.